GGGAGAACGGGGACCGUCCGCCGCUUGUAGGACGCGCCUAUGGCCAGCGGCAGCCCCGCCAGGAUGGCCAGCGCCGCCGGGCAGCCGCCCUUCCUGCAGCCGGCCUGCUUCUUCGCCGCCGCAGUCGCCGCCGCCGCUGUCCCCCCUCCGGGGCCGCCACCAGGGGCGCCGGCGCCGCAGCUGAGCCCGGCGGGCGGGCAGCCCUCUCCGGGCGGCAAGCCCUCGGCCACGCGGGCGGCCAAGCGGCAGCGCUCGGCCUCGCCGGAGCUGAUGCGCUGCAAGCGGCGGCUGAACUUCAGCGGGUUCGGGUACAGCCUGCCGCAGCAGCAGCCGGCGGCCGUGGCGCGGCGCAACGAGCGGGAGCGCAACCGGGUGAAGCUGGUGAACCUGGGCUUCGCCACCUUGCGGGAACACGUCCCCAACGGCGCCGCCAACAAGAAGAUGAGCAAAGUGGAAACGCUCCGCUCCGCCGUCGAGUACAUCCGCGCCCUGCAGCAGCUGCUCGACGAGCACGACGCCGUCAGCGCCGCCUUCCAGGCCGGCGUCCUCUCGCCCACCAUCUCGCCCAGCUACUCCCACGACAUGAACUCCAUGGCGGGAUCUCCCGUCUCUUCCUACUCCUCCGACGAGGGUUCCUACGACCCGCUCAGCCCCGAGGAGCAGGAGCUGCUCGACUUCACCAGCUGGUUCUGAACGCCGGCCGCCUCCGCGGCAGGACAGUUGCAAAAGGGAAAAAAAGAAAAGUGACACCCAUCCCCCAAAAUAAAUCACACACAGGAAGACUGACAAAAAUACACCCAGGAGAAAGAACCUGUUGCAUGUCCCUCUCCCCCGCCGUCGGAGGGCGGUGCGGGCACGUCUCUCGGCGGGCGGGCACAGCGCUGCGAUGCGCGCCGCGGGGGCGGUCGGGGCGGCCGCCCCAAGCCCUGGCCCUUGUCCGGUCGUUGCACUCCGUCGUGCCGCCACGGACUGCGCACCGGCGGAGCGGACAUCCCGCGGGGAAGCCGCAGGGAAGGGAGCUGCGCUCUGCGGCCUGCGGAGGAGCUCUUCCCCCUUCUCGGCUGAAAGGCAGCCCCCUCUCCGCACCCCACCGAAGAGUCAGAGACUCGGCGUUCAUCAUUCUGUGGACAAAGUUAGUUCCUCGAUGUUUGUGGAGGUGUUGAAAUUAAGCUAUGCUGUGCUCAAAGAAGCCCCUGGAGCUCGUUUUCCCCCCGAGCCUCUGCCUCCCUUCGCGCCGAGCUUUCCCUCUCGUUUUCGUCAUAGAAUGCUUCCAACCCAUUUUUUUUCCUUUUUUUUUUUUCUUUUGUGAAUUUUUUUAUUAUAAGAAAAUCUAUUUGUAUCUAUCCUAACCCCUUUGGGGAUAUAUUAAGCUAUUUUUGUACAUAAGAGAGAGAGAUUUAUAGAGGUUUUGUACAAAUGGUUUAAAAUGUGUAUAUCUUGAUACUUUUUUUAAUAUGUAAUGCCUAUUACCUCUUCAUGUUUAGACUUGUAGUCGACGUUACCUUACAACUGCCAUUUUUGUAUGUGGUUUUGUAAAGGACUUGGAUUUCCUCCAGAUGUACUUUAGCACCAACGUGUCUUACUUUAUAGAAACUUUGUUAAUGUAUUAAUAAUGUUAUUAAACAAUGUUCAAAGUGAACAAAAGUUUAUGCAGCUAUUGUCCAAACGCAAAAUGGUAGCCAUUUGUUUUUAUAUGCUGCCUUUUGGAAAAAAAGCAAAACAAAACAAAAAAACGAACCCACAAGCAAACAAACAAAAAAAUCCCUAUUGCCACUGCCUUUUCUUACUGUUUUAUUACAAACUCACAAAGGUCCUGUAUAACCCUGUUUUAUACAAAUUAGUUUCGUAAUAAAACUUUUUUUAAUGAAAAU
This is a messenger RNA of Calypte anna (Anna's hummingbird), 1871 nucleotides long. It is a transcript of the gene ASCL1, whose product is annotated as achaete-scute family bHLH transcription factor 1. Gene Ontology annotation, cellular component: RNA polymerase II transcription regulator complex. The record is from RefSeq and is a predicted model, not a curated record. Gene Ontology annotation, biological process: sensory organ development; neuron differentiation; positive regulation of transcription by RNA polymerase II. The transcript has 2 exons. Lineage: Eukaryota; Metazoa; Chordata; Aves; Apodiformes; Trochilidae. Gene Ontology annotation, molecular function: RNA polymerase II transcription regulatory region sequence-specific DNA binding; DNA-binding transcription factor activity, RNA polymerase II-specific; protein dimerization activity. Bases 40 to 693 code for a protein of 217 amino acids.